This is a messenger RNA of Saccharomyces eubayanus, 429 nucleotides long. RefSeq names its product cytidine deaminase (gene CDD1). Lineage: Eukaryota; Fungi; Ascomycota; Saccharomycetes; Saccharomycetales; Saccharomycetaceae. Gene Ontology annotation, molecular function: zinc ion binding; cytidine deaminase activity. The coding region runs from base 1 to 429 and encodes 142 amino acids. The record is from RefSeq and is a predicted model, not a curated record. The transcript has a single exon. Gene Ontology annotation, cellular component: cytosol.
AUGAAAAUCGGCGACGUAGAGGACAGACUACUUGAAGAGCUAAAAGAAGCAGCACUCAAGGCGCGUGAACUCUCUUACAGCCCCUACUCCCACUUCCGUGUCGGUUGCUCCAUAUUGACGAACAACGAUGUCAUUUUCACUGGUGCCAAUGUCGAGAAUGCAAGCUACAGCAAUUGCAUAUGCGCAGAACGGGUUGCCAUGGUACAAGUUCUGAUGUCAGGAUACCGCACAGGCUGGAAAUGCAUGGUGAUAUGCGGCGACUCUGAAGACAAGUGUGUGUCGCCCUGCGGUGUGUGUAGACAGUUUAUUAACGAGUUUGUAACCAAAGAUUUCCCCAUUGUCAUGCUCAACUCCACCGGCGCCUGUUGUGUAACCAAGACUAUUGGAGAAUUGCUGCCCAUGGCCUUUGGUCCCUCCCAUUUGGCCUAG